UGUUUUCCUGUUAACAGAUGGCAAGUGGCAGCCAGAAACGAAUAAUCCAGUUAACUGGAUUUAGAGGGCAAGAGAAGGUGGUACUACUGAAAUGUCUGUUCAUACUGGACUGUGUUUUCUUGGAUAAUAAGAAAUACAGAAAUUGUACACAUCUUAUAGCAAAAAAGCUGUGCAAGAGUGAAAAGUUCUUAGCCGCCUGUGCUACUGGAAAGUGGAUACUAAGCAAGGAGUACAUAAUUAAUAGUGCCGAAAGUGGCAGAUGGCUUGAUGAAACAACGUAUGAAUGGGGAUAUGAAAUUGAAAAAGACACCCAUUAUUCACCUCAAAUGCAGUCUGCACCUAAAAGAUGGCGUGAAGAACUAACACGGUCUGGUGCUCCAGGGGCCUUCCACAGAUGGAAAGUUGUCCUCCUUGCUAAGGAAGAUGAUGAAAGAAUGGCAUGUAUUAGAAG
Eurypyga helias (sunbittern) is the source of this 451-nucleotide messenger RNA. Its product is annotated as ankyrin repeat domain-containing protein 32-like. The transcript is spliced from 3 exons. The record is from RefSeq and is a predicted model, not a curated record. Gene Ontology annotation, biological process: positive regulation of double-strand break repair. The annotation marks the transcript as partial. Lineage: Eukaryota; Metazoa; Chordata; Aves; Eurypygiformes; Eurypygidae.